This is a messenger RNA of Cyanidioschyzon merolae strain 10D, 1599 nucleotides long. Its product is annotated as glutamyl-tRNA reductase. The transcript has a single exon. The record is from RefSeq and is a predicted model, not a curated record. Gene Ontology annotation, biological process: tetrapyrrole biosynthetic process. Lineage: Eukaryota; Rhodophyta; Bangiophyceae; Cyanidiales; Cyanidiaceae. Gene Ontology annotation, molecular function: glutamyl-tRNA reductase (NADP+) activity; NADP binding. The coding region runs from base 1 to 1599 and encodes 532 amino acids.
AUGGAGGGGUUGACUGCGUUUGUAGCGUGUGCUGGGGUUCGGAGGGCCGUGCUUUCCUGUUCGGCUCGUUUCUGUAGCCAGAGUAAGGUUCCGAACGCGUACAACGCUGGCACGAAGCUCCUAGUAACAGCCUGCCGAGGCGGCGCUCGGCUCCUUGUGGCAGACGCUGCUUCAGAAGUAGCUGCUAAAGCAGAAGAGCCGCCCGCCAGGGGCAGUCUCGAGAGUCGCCAGAAGCAAAACGGUUCGAGAACGGCAGACGACCGCAUUGUCGUGAUCGGGUUGUCGCACCACACUGCGAGCGUUGACCUGCGUGAGCGGCUCGCAGUUCCUGAGUCAGAAUGGAAGGAGGCUGCAGCUCUCGUUGUCGAGGCCUGCCCAAGCGUGAACGAGGUUGCUUUGCUGUCCACCUGCAACCGCUUCGAAGUGUACUUUGCAUGUGCUGACACGAAGCGCGGUAUUCUAGAGGUAACAAAGUUCCUCAGCCAGCGGAGCGGUAUCGAAAUACCAGAACUGCGAAGCCAUCUCUUUAUGCUCGUCGAAGAGGAUGCCAUUUGGCACUUGUUACGCGUCUCCGCUGGUUUGGACUCGCUCGUUGUUGGUGAAGGUCAGAUCUUGGCACAGGUGAAACGAUGCUACGAACGAGCGACGGAGCCGGGCGGCAUGGCUGGAAAACUGCUCACAAGGCUGCUCAACGCAGCAGUGUCAGCGGGGAAACGUGUUCGGACUGAAACAGGUAUAUCGAAAGGAGCUGUUUCCAUUAGCUCGGCUGCUGUAGAACUGAUGGUUGCACGGUACGCAGACGACAUCCUGGGGGGCCUACAUGCAGCUCCAGUUGAGGAUAUGAACAACGUUUCAGCCGCUUUGACGAGUACGCAGGUCUGCAUUGUUGGAGCUGGUGCCAUGUCACGGCUUCUAGUGACGCACUUGCUCUCACGAGGUGUGACCCGCAUAACGAUCGUGAACCGGAGCUUGCAGCGGGCACGUGACCUGCUUAAGCAGUUUCCAGAUGUAGAUAUUGUUAUCCGGCCUAUGAGUGAAUUGUUUGAUGCGGUGAUCGAAGCAGAUGUCGUCUUUACAUCCACAUCAUCUCGUGAACCUCUUCUUACCGCGGAUAACCUUGAAGAACACUUCUCCAGAGCUGAAGCCGCUCUGCACUCUCGAAUCUUCAUUGACAUAUCGGUUCCUCGGAAUAUUGCGGAGGACGUGAAUAGAAUCGACGGUGUUCACGCGUACAACGUUGACGACCUUAAGGCGGUGGUGGCACGUAAUCAGCUACGUCGCCGCCGCCUGAUGAUCGAAGCGGAAAAUCUGUUGCGGGAUGAGCUGCGCCAGUUUCGAAACUGGCAGUCGAGUCUGGGUUGCAUUCCGGCGAUAACGAAGUUGCAGGAUCGAGCGGAGGAUAUCCGGCUCGAGGAGCUGGCGAAGGUUACGGGGAAACUCGCCGACUUGACGGACAAGGAACGCGAUGCUGUUGAGCGUCUCACCAAAGGAAUCGUGAACAAGCUUCUACAUGGCCCGCUAAGUCAUCUUCGGGGGUUACAAGACAUCGACGAGCGGCGAGAAACAAUUAAGAACUUGGAGAGCAUGUUUCGCCUAUAG